AUCGGGUAUAACCGUAGAGUUGCGGUGUCCGCAGCAACUCACAACGUUCCCACUCGACACUCAGCUCAGCAAUCCGGUCGAGAGGCCAAUUUCAAAUUCGAGUCCAGAUUACCUGGCGUUACAUGCUAAAAAAUUACAGUUAACAACAAAUAAACACAAGCCAACAGAGGGCGCUGCGAAGGAACAGUACGAGAUCCAGUGAAAUACCGUUAGUCUAAAAAACAAAUAUGGCCACGACAGCGGCCGCCAUGGCCGCCACCAGUGUCGUCGUUUUGGAUCGCGGCAAUAACACGACCUGCACCAUCAACUUGCAUGGUGCCACAGUUGUCUCCUGGCGAGUGAACAACCAGGAGCAGUUGUUUGUUAGUAAGCUAGCCUCGUUCGACGGCAAGAAGGCGAUACGUGGCGGGAUUCCUUUUGUCUUUCCCCAGUUUGGUGCUUGGUCCUUUGGGCCGCAACAUGGAUUCGCCAGAAUCACGCGAUGGCAUCUGGAGAGGGCGCCGGAUAGGCUGCACAACGGCGACGUCGAGGCUAUAUUCUCGCUGAUGGACAACGAGUUCACGCGCUCCAUCUGGAACUAUCAGUUUCGCAUCACAUACCGCCUCAUUCUGCGCGAGAAGGAGCUCCACUUCCACAUUGGCGUCUACAACCCGAGCAAGGAGCUGAGCUUCUCCUUCAACAUGCUGCUGCACACUUACUUGAAGGUGCCCGAUGUGCGCCGCUGCCAGAUCACGGGCCUGCACGGCUGCCACUUUAUCGACAAGACGCGAGAGAACGCCUUGUACCAGGAAGGUCGCGAGGUCGUCACUGUCAACGAGUGGACCGAUCGAAUCUACCAGCACACGCCGCAGGAGCACGUCAUCACCAACGUGGUCUCCGGCCGCAAGAUGAGACUGCACAAGUACAAUUUCCCCGACACGGUCAUCUGGAAUCCCUGGAUUGACCGAUCGCGCGAGAUGAGCGACUUUGGCGAUGACGAGUUCCCCAACAUGCUCUGCGUGGAGGCAGGCAAUGUAACCUCUCCCGUGAUCCUGCUGCCGGGAACAGCUUUCGAAGCCAGCCAGAUCCUUCAGCAAUUCAAGUGUCCCUAUGAUAUAAUUAAUGCACCCAAGAAAUCCAAAAAGAAGUCCAAGUCCCGCUCAUAGCCAGUCACCGUACUUGCCUCCACCUCCUUAUGACAAACGAAAUUAUUUACUUUGCUUGCGCAGAUCAUCAUCGAAGGGAACGUCAGUCGCAAAACCAAAAGGAAUCGCUAGCGUUUAAAGAAUCGGAACCCCAUGAGGUAAACCGAUUCGCAACAAGCUUAAAGCGCACUUUUUCACGGAGAUCCUCCCCUUUCCAAAGGUGGAGUACAAGGAAGUAGAAGCAGGAGCUGAAGGAGGCAGACGCAGCGGGAGACACAGAACACAGUUUGGUUGUUCCCGUAUGGAAUUUAGAAUCUAACCUAUGUCUUAAGUAAUCGUAAAUCCUUCACUAGCAAUAUGUGUUGUGCAAAGAAAUCGAAAGGAAAGUAAUUCUUACCCGUAGCUUAAUCGUAGUUUUUACAUCCUUACUUGCCUACUUGGAACUGACUUCACAUCUUUCGUAAAUGGGAAGCCUCAAGGAGAUUCUGUAUUCCCAGCUCUAAAAUAAAUGUACAUUCCUUUGGCUAUGCUGGGCGUCGCCUUAUAUGUUUUUAGCCUGAGAUAUUUUGCGUCUUAGAAGUGUAUACCUUUGAACUAAACUAAAAGGUUAGUCUAUGCUUUAGGGAAUUAUACAAGAUAUAAGUUGUAGGCGAUGAUUCAGUUCACCCUCGUAUAGUUGAUGGUACAUAUAUUCUUGCCACGGUUACGGCACGAGUAAAUGGGAUAUGGAUAGUUCGGUUUCAUAAAUUUCAUAAGAAAGGACUUAGGAACGUCUAUUAUUCUCCAAUUGUAUUCUGAUAUGGCUUCACGCUCUCCGAAAGCCCCACUAAUUAGGAAAUUGCAUUAACUAAAGUUAAACUAAUGUGUCGGCUUCCACUUGAUAAACUUGUAUACGGUUGAAUAUAGAUAACGUACUUUUAUUUUUAAGUUCAAUCUGUGUAAAAUACUAAUAGCAAUUAUCUAUGCCAAUUUAUAAAAUAAACCAA
Molecule: messenger RNA, 2110 nt
Organism: Drosophila persimilis
Lineage: Eukaryota; Metazoa; Arthropoda; Insecta; Diptera; Drosophilidae
Product: glucose-6-phosphate 1-epimerase
Exons: 7
Coding region: 228-1145 (305 amino acids)
Biological process (GO): carbohydrate metabolic process
Molecular function (GO): isomerase activity; carbohydrate binding
Source: RefSeq, a predicted model, not a curated record